ACGGCCAUUGUUGUGUUUUGGUAAAUUCUCACGUGCAGUGAAGCUUUUGUCUUUUUUUUUCGGUCAAACGACAACAAAUAUUGUAUAUCUGGAAGAAGGCAGUAUUCGGCUGUUUGAGGGCAACGCUGUCUUCAAUUGAAUUUAUCCUGAAUCAAUGCUUGCCGGCUAAUUUUAGGACGUACUUUAUGAAAGCAAGAAGAUAACUUAUUAGAUGGCUGAAUCCGAGCAACUUGACAUGGACAAAAUGGAUGCAGUUUAUAAAAAGUGGGAAGCUCGUAGUUCUGGUCCUACUAGUAGUGGUAACUAUAGAGUUGGUGCUUCAAAUGACACACAGCAAACAGCAUGGCAACGGGAUAACUUACAAGCACCAAUCCGACAGCCAUCAAAAUACAGAGCAAGGAAACGUAAACCUAAGCAAGAGGAUUACAGCUUCCAGCCAUUAACAGAGAUUAGAUUUCAUGUACCUGCUGCAGUGGUUCCUUCAAUAUAUAAAAGAAGGCGGCCAUUUAUGGGAGAAGCUUGUAACAGAUGUUGCAGAGAGAGCAAGAAACUGUAUGAGGAAAUGAUGCCUUCAUGGGGAAUGCGCAAUGUUCUAAGCAUGGAUCGUUCCAGAAAGCAGAAUUUAUUGAAAAGGAGUUUUUGUCACAUAGUCUUCAUGUGGGAGCGUGACAUCAGCCAUCAGUAUCCUAGCGUUAAGAAAAACGUCCAAGAGUCAGCACGAGUGAAGACCUGUAGUCUGACUCCAGCUUUACAAGAACCAGCUUCAUCUGCUCAGGACAUGAAAACUGCUGAGAAGGAAAGACGAAAGAAGAUUGAUGCACUUGAGAAAGAAGCAGUGAAUAUCCUUAAUGGGAUGGCUGCAGUAGUGUACAGGAAGUUUGUCAGAUUUACAGCAUGGUUUCUGUUCAAAGUGUUUGGAAGAUUGUUGUCCAGUGUACAGAUUCACAAAGGACAAAUUGACAUAUUGAGGGAAGCUUCUCAGGAUGAAAAACCUCUUGUGUUCUUACCACUUCACAAAAGCCACAUGGACUAUCUCCUACUCACCUUUGUACUUGUUACUUGUGAUAUUAAGGUUCCACAUGUAGCAGCAGGAGACAACUUGAGGAUUCCAUUUUUCAGCUGGAUUCUAAGACACCUUGGUGGAUUUUUCAUUAAGCGAAAGUUGGAUCAUUCCAGUGGAAAAGAUGAUUUGUACAAGUGCAUUUUACAGGAGUAUGUUGAACAGCUUCUGCAGAAUGGGCAAUACCUUGAGUUUUAUAUAGAGGGAAGUCGAUCAAGAACUGGAAAAGCCAUGGUUCCCAAAUCUGGUCUACUUUCUCUGGUUGUAAAUUCAGUUACUGAAGGUACAGUACCAGAUGUGAAUAUUGUGCCAGUUAACAUCUCUUAUGAGAAGGUUGUUGAUUCAGGUUACACCAGGGAACUUUUGGGUGAACAGAAGAGACCUGAGUCAUUCUGGAACACAAUGAAGAGUAUUUGGCGUGUCCUUAGAACCAGAUAUGGCAAUGUGAGGCUUGAUUUUGGGCAGCCAUUUUCUCUCCAGGAGUUCUCGCGAGCCAUGGACCUAUCACAUCCCAUGAAGGAUUUUGCCGACAACUUAGUUUCCAAGGCAACUGUUACCUCCACGCCCAGGUCCUCUCUUCUACGAAACAACUCUGAUGUCUCAUUGGAAGACGUAGGCGAUGACAAAUGCUUUACCCUCACAAAGGCUCUUGGGUAUCAUGUCAUUUAUGACGCUGUAAACUGUUGUGCAGUGAUGAGCACCAACAUGGUUGCCUUCCUUCUGUUAAACAGUCACAGAAAGGGUACAACAUUUGAAGACCUGUGUACAUCCUUCGAAUGGCUGCAAGGAGAAAUCACUUCUCAUGGAAGAGAUGUUGGUUUCACUGGGAAGACCGCUGCCGUUAUUCGUCAUGCCUUACGACUGCUAGAAGAUGACGUCGCAGUAACUGAAUCACAGAAAGAUUCCGAGAAUGCUGUCCAGGUUCAUGUUCAACCCAAGCUUGUUUUGCCGCACGUCCUUAACCUGGUAUUCUACAGUAACCAGAUUGUUUCGGUUUUUGCGCUUGAUGCGGUUCUAGCUUGCGGAAUUAUCGCCGCCGCAGAAGACAGUGAAUCGUACGAUACAGAUGACAUUGAAGGACAGAAGAUAGUCUCACAAUCGUCGAUACUCGAGAAAGCAAAACAUUUGUGCGAGAUUCUUCAGCGAGAGUUCAUAUUUGUUCGGCCAUGUGUGUCAUUGGAAUCUGCUUUGUCAGAAAGACUGGAAAAAUUCACAGCGAGUGAGACUUUAAAGAUUAUGGCGACCGAGACCAGCACUGUCGGUGCUCGAGGCAGUCAGUGGGGUUGGGACGAUGAAGACGAAGACAUGGGUGGGCUUGAUGCCCCGGAAAUCGAGUACAAGCUUACGACUUACGAAGAACAACUGAAGAGACUGCAAUUUUUGAAGUCAGUGGUUGCCCCCCUGGUGGAAUCGUACUGGGUGUCAGCCUGCGGUUUGCUGUGGCUCAGAAACCAAAGGUUUUCAGAUACCGAGUUUCUGUCUGCUCUUCACACCUGCGCAAAAGAACGGGUCCAAAAGGAAGUGACGUUGUUUCCUGAGAGUUUCUCAUUAGAGCCAUUCCGCAACGCGGUGCGCGUCUUCAGGGACUGGAAAGUUAUCCAAGUCGACGCCGAGGGCGGGUUGACACUCUGUGACGCUUACAACAACGAAGAUGCUGUGUUUGACGUGAUUGAGAAGAUCAGUCAGUUUAAGCUUUAACUGUAAAGAAAAAACCUCGAUAUUUGAAGCUCGAUUUAAUAAAUUCCUUCAGAAUGA
Orbicella faveolata is the source of this 2815-nucleotide messenger RNA. RefSeq names its product glycerol-3-phosphate acyltransferase 1, mitochondrial-like. Lineage: Eukaryota; Metazoa; Cnidaria; Anthozoa; Scleractinia; Merulinidae. Gene Ontology annotation, molecular function: glycerol-3-phosphate O-acyltransferase activity. The record is from RefSeq and is a predicted model, not a curated record. Gene Ontology annotation, biological process: glycerol-3-phosphate metabolic process; phospholipid biosynthetic process; triglyceride biosynthetic process. Gene Ontology annotation, cellular component: mitochondrial membrane.